CACGCGCACACACACACACACCACAUUCCACACACACCACACACACACAUCCCCCAGCCCCCACCUCCGCACUCCUCACCAAAGCGUCAGACUCCGCGGCACCAAAUCGGCUCCGGCUCUCUCCAGCCUCCUUCUAAAAGUCACUGUCGACAAAUUCACUCUCCGCUUUGCCCUCACACACAGACGCACACACACACGCGCGCACUUUGCUGUCACACACAGACACACACACCCGCGCGCACUUUGCUCACACACGCGCGCGCAUUCUAUUAGCACGGUUGGCUACGUACGGUGCGAAAGAAGUCCAACAUACGUACAAUUUGGGGCGUCUUUCUAUUAUAAUCCGUUACGUAGGUGCAUUGUUAACGUGGACUCCGAUGGCUUUCAUUGGAAGAUAUUGUAACACGCAGUGUGGAGCAAUCGAAGGGGAGUAAUCCUUCAAAGCCACAAACCGCGUUUCGUGAGAUGACACGGGACGUCAUUGUCACCACCACUGCGACUUCACGUAGCUUAAGGAGCACAGAAGAAAGUUCACUCACCAAUGUCCGGCUAGUGCGACGAGCUUUCAUGGCUGGUUGAUGACCAUCAUCAUCAUCACCACCAUCAUCAUCGUCGUCGUCGUCAUGGGAGUGAUGAUAGCGCUGACGGUGGCAUUAUCGGCGAUGCUGGGCUGCGCUCGGAGCUCUCAGCCCAUGGACAACCUCUCCCUCUCAUCGUCCACGCGAGUCGAAAUUCCCGACGCGGGCGCUUGCUGGACCUGUUCCCUUCCGCUCCAACACGAGCUCCAUCAACGUCGUCACCACCAGGCGACGACUCAGCAGCAGCAGCAGCGUCGACAUGAACAUCAGGAUCGUCAGCACUACGACCAUCAUCAUCAGCAGCAAAGUACGGGGCAGCGAGGAGAGCUCGCCUCGAUCCUCACCGAGGCCGUGAAGCAGCACAUCCUUGCCCGACUCCAACUGCGCGCGCCUCCCAACGUGAGCAGGCGCGCGCCCGUGCCGCGCCGCGCCGUCCUCAGCGCGCUCAGGCGCCUUCACCACCACGGGGGGUCGCGACCCCUAACGGGGGCCCCGGCGCACGGGGUCCACCAAACCUGGGCCGGACACGCACGGAGGAGGGCGGGGUACGACGACGACGCUUCCACCAGCGACAGCAGUGACAAGGGGGAUGCUGCUGCUGAUGAUGAUAACGAUGAUUAUGAUGACGAUUCUGAUGAGGAUGAGGAUUAUGACGAUGGUGGUGGUGGUGGACGUGCCAAGUAUGGACACUCGUCUCGCCGUGGAGAGAGAAGGCAGCGCGGGGAGAUGUCAGAGAUCGUGAGCUUCGCAGAGCCAGACCGCGGAUGGAGCGGGGAACUUCGCUUCCACGUGCUGGGCGAGGGCGGCCGCCGCCUCCACGUGAACCAGGCGUCGCUGUGGCUCUACCUGAGGAUGGAGGGUGCCGGCGGCAAGGCAGGAGGUGCUGCUGGCGGCGGGGUCAGAGGCGGUGGCAGAGCCAAGGGUGGGCCCAGGGGUGGAGCCAAUCUUGAGGCUGGUGGACGAGGAGGAGGAGGAGGCGACUUGGAUUCGUCAUCGGCAUCAGUAGCAGUAGUAGCAGGAGAAGAUAAGACCAAAAGUAGCGAUGUGACGGGAGGCGUGGACAGCAGGUCUGGAGGUGGUGGUGGUGGUGCGGAUGGUGGGGGCACAGCAAGGGGCAACCCUCGGCACAAGUGGCACCACCACCAGCAGCAGCAGCAGCACAAGCAGCAACGACAGCGGCUGAGAGCACGUAACCGGCAACGCGCGGCCCUCGUCACGGUGAGAAUCCAAGUGGCCGGUGCCGCGCCCUCCUCCCCCUCCUUCUCCAAGAGGCUGAUGCUGCGGCGGGCGAGCUGGCGCGCCGUGCCGCUGGAGGCCGCGGCCGUGCGGGCCGCGCUCGAGCGGGCCGGGGGCCGCGUCUCGCUGCGGGUGUCGUGCCCGGACUGCGGGCCCGCGGGAGUGGCGCUGGGGCCGCGCCGCGCCUCGGCGGCGGCGGCGGCGGCCGCGCGCGUCGAUCCGAGCGCGCACCGCGCCUUCCUGCUGCUGCGCGCACGGGACAGCGGGGCGACGCGGGCCAGGGGAAGGAAGCGAAGGCGAGGGCUGGAGUGCGACGGCGUGGCGGCGCCGCUCUGCUGCCGCAGGCACUUCUACGUGGACUUCGGGGCCAUCGGCUGGGCCGACUGGAUCAUCGCGCCCGCGGGGUACUUCGCCAACUACUGCGAGGGGAAAUGCCCCGCGUUCAUGAGCGGCGCGCUGGGCACGGCCGCGUCCUUCCACAGUGCCGUGCUAAGUCAGUACCGGCUCCGCGACACGACGGCGCCGGGUGCCGGCUCGUGCUGCAUCCCCACGCGCCUCAGCGCCAUGUCCAUGCUGUACUUUGACGAGGACCAGAACAUCGUGAAGAAGGACGUGCCCAACAUGAUCGUGGAGGAGUGUGGGUGCGUAUGAUGGGUUCGUGCUUUGGGAGGGGGCAGGUGGUGGUGGUGGGUGCGUGCACGGUCGGUCGGUUGUUGAAUAGAUGGUUGGUGGAAGGUUGAGUGGAUGGAUUUAUGUUUGGUGGAUCGAUGGAUUGAUUGAUUGAUUAAUAGAGGAUUCAUGGAUGGAUUAUAUUAUAGAUUGGCAGGACCCUCCUGGGUGAACGAACGUAAUAAUAAUAAUAAACGAUAGAUGAAUUAAUGGACGGAUGGAUGGGUGGAUAGACUAAAGGAUAGAUGGAUAAGUGGAAUGAAAAAUUAGAACAGAUGGGCGUAGGAAGGAAUGAGUGUAUGGCUGCACUUGGAUGGAAAGGUGCAUCUGUAGAUGAUUGGUAGAUUAAUGAAUGAAUGGAUAUGUGUGUUGAGGUUGUGAUAAAGAUGGUCUGCAACGCAUGCAAAGACAAAGAUCACGCGUAUAGCCUUGACAGACCAUUGGGGCCAGUUCUGCAAGCAAGCACCUAUG
Petromyzon marinus (sea lamprey) is the source of this 2954-nucleotide messenger RNA. RefSeq names its product inhibin beta B chain-like. NCBI's taxonomy places the organism in Eukaryota, Metazoa, Chordata, Hyperoartia, Petromyzontiformes, Petromyzontidae. Gene Ontology annotation, cellular component: extracellular region. Gene Ontology annotation, molecular function: cytokine activity; growth factor activity. The record is from RefSeq and is a predicted model, not a curated record.